GCCCGACGUUUAAGAGGUGCUUUUGUUUUUCUUUGAAAUUUUAAUGACCUUGUGGGCUUCCUAGUUGUGGGUUACAUCUGUUAGGGUUGAGUGGUUUGGGCUAUCUCGACGCCUCUACAGUGCCCUAAUAUGCGAGUGCGAAUAGCAAUAUCCAUGAACACAGCCCAUUUUUAUCAAUUCUCACUUCUCUGCAGUGUUUCCUAACGUUCAAUUGUGAUGGCUACUUAAUUUCUAUGACUGUUUUGAGUGAGACUUUGAGUUCAAGUUCUGUUCGUUGAUUUAGUUGCUUGUUAUGGCAAUUUCUAGCACGAGUUGCAGCCUCUAAUUGAAGUAUUCAACACUUGAUUUUUGGUCGUUGCUUCUUUGUUUCUUCUAAUCCCCUACUGUCCGACCAGGAGGGAGAUCUUCAUGAGUUGCCCCAUUGAAGGAGUAAAGAACGAAGGAAGACAAGAGCAUAUGAAUUCUACCAAGUCCCAAUUUUGAACAGAAUAAAACGAAUAGUUGGGUGACAGCCAAGGAAAAUAAAAAUUUAGGAAAGACUAUUUUUUCAGUUCAGUUUCUCCAAGUGGACUGUAAAGAAGUGCAAAGAAUGAGCAGAAGACCACCACCUGAUCCCGUGGCUGUGCUACGGGGUCAUCGAGCUUCAGUCACAGACGUUUCUUUUCAUCACUGUAAGCCAAUAUUAUUCUCCAGUUCUGCUGAUGGUGAAGUGCGGAUGUGGGAUACCCUUCAGCAUCGAACAGUGUCAUCUGCAUGGUUACACAGUGCCUCACAUGGUAUUGUUGCUGUUGCCAGUAGUUCUUCCCUCGGAACCAACAAAUUUAUUAGCCAGGGUAGGGAUGGAACUGUGAAAGUUUGGGAAUUUGAUGAUGCUGGUUUGUCCAGGAUUCCAUCACUUACAAUCAAGACAAACACUUACCACUUUUGCAAGUUUUCCACGGUGAAGAGUCGUUCUGUCUGGUCUAAAGAAUGCAAAGCAUUAAAAGAUUGCAACAGAACAGAGCUAGGAGGAUUGUCUGAUAGAAAUAUUCCGGAGGUUAACAAAGAGGCUUACACCAAUCAAAGUUGUUCUGAAAGCUUUGGAGAAAAUUUGUAUAAUGAAGGGCUACAAUAUGUGGCUUUGUCAGGGGAAAACUCUUCAGAGGUUGAAAUUUGGGAUCUCAAGUCAGCUGAAAAAUUUUUAAGACUCCCUUCAAGCAAUCCUAGUAACUCUUUGAGUGCUUGUAACAAAGGGAUGUGCAUGGCACUUCAAUUGUUUUUACCAUCUGAAUCACAAGGAUUUUUUCAUGUCCUGGCUGGAUAUGAGGAUGGUUCCAUGCUUUGGUGGGAUGUACGAAAUCCUGGAGUUCCAGUAACUUCUGUAAAAUUCCAUUCUGAGCCAGUUCUUAGCAUCUGUAUUGACGGAUCUUGCAAAGGGGGUAUCUCAGGAGCUGCGGAUGACAAAAUUGUCAUGUACAGCUUGGAUCAUUCCUCGGGUACGUGUGUGAUCAAGAAAGAAAUCAGUUUGGAGCGACCUGGCAUCUCGGGCACCUCAAUUCGGCCUGAUGGAAAAAUUGCUGCAACUGCUGGCUGGGACCACAGGUUGAGGAUAUAUGAUUAUCGCAAAGGAAAUGCUUUAGCUAUUUUAAAGUAUCACCAUGGCACGUGCAAUGCUGUAACCUAUUCGUCUGAUUGUAAACUUAUGGCCUCUGCAUCGGAAGACACAACUGUGGGACUAUGGGAAUUGUAUCCGCCUCGGAUAUGAUACUGAAUUUGAUGAAUUUAUUCGAUGUCGAUAGUUCUAGACUAUAGCUUUAUUAAUCAAUGGUUAAUUACUUUUGUGCGCUCAAAUCAGUUGUAACAAUCAUUUUUUUACUUUUUAGCAUGUAUUUGGUAUUUAUAUCCUUAAAAUAGAAGUGUGAUAGUUUUUCUGA
Molecule: messenger RNA, 1913 nt
Organism: Cajanus cajan (pigeon pea)
Lineage: Eukaryota; Viridiplantae; Streptophyta; Magnoliopsida; Fabales; Fabaceae
Product: Transducin/WD40 repeat-like superfamily protein
Molecular function (GO): protein binding
Source: RefSeq, a predicted model, not a curated record